This is a messenger RNA of Aricia agestis (brown argus), 1729 nucleotides long. RefSeq names its product sodium-dependent proline transporter-like. The transcript is spliced from 12 exons. Gene Ontology annotation, molecular function: glycine transmembrane transporter activity. NCBI's taxonomy places the organism in Eukaryota, Metazoa, Arthropoda, Insecta, Lepidoptera, Lycaenidae. Gene Ontology annotation, biological process: sodium ion transmembrane transport. The record is from RefSeq and is a predicted model, not a curated record. Gene Ontology annotation, cellular component: membrane. The coding region runs from base 50 to 1729 and encodes 559 amino acids.
CUCUUCCUCAUUUUGAUUGAGGACAUGGGUCCAGGGAGGGUCAGUAGCGAUGGCGACACUGGAGCGAUGGGGCAGCCAGACCGAGUACCUCCUCUCGUGUCUCGGCUACGCGGUCGGCUUGGGCAACCUCUGGAGAUUCCCUUACCUGUGCUACAAAAAUGGCGGAGGUGCAUUUCUUAUCCCGUAUUUUCUAACACUCCUCAUAUGCGGCAUUCCGCUGGUGUACCUGGAGACGUUGCUGGGACAGUUCUCCAGUGCAGGAUGUAUUUCAGUCUUCAACAUAAGUCCUUUGCUCAAAGGAGCGGGGUAUGCUGCGGUGGUUUUGAACGUUAUAGCGAUAGUAUACUUUUCGACGAUAAUGUCAUACCCCAUACUCUACAUAUACCACUCCUUCCAAUCACCACUACCCUGGCAGAGCUGUGACAACGAGUGGAACACAGAGAAAUGUUCGCUGAUAUCAAGCAACAGUAGCUCAGUAAUGAACGGAUCCAUUACAACCCCAGAGGACGAGUUUUUCCACAUACGAUUACUGCGUCUCUCGCCUGUCAUCUACCACCUGGGCGGCAUCGUAUGGCCGCUGUUCUGGUCUAACGUGAUCUGCUGGGUCAUCGUCUACCUCUGCGUCUGUAAUGGAGUCAAAAGUGUCGGCAAGAUCGUUUAUUUUACAGUUCUGUUUCCUUAUGUGGUGCUCUGUGCCUUAUUAGUCCGAGGUACGACUUUACCUGGUUCCUGGCAAGGUAUACUUUAUUUCGUGCUACCUGACUGGAAUCAGUUGCAGAAUCCAAAGGUAUGGGCGGACGCGGCAACACAAAUAUUCUACUCUCUGGGUCCCGGCUGGGGGGGGUUGGUCAGCAUGGCGAGCUUUAAUCAAUUUCACUACAACAAUCUACGGCCAUCAAUAAUAAUUCCCUUAGUGAACAGUGGGACGAGCAUCUGGGCGGGCUUCGUGGUGUUCUCGGUCCUGGGUUUCGCGGCCGAGCGGUCCGGGGUGCCUGUGGGGAGGGUGGCCCGCGCCGGCCCAGGGUUGGCCUUCGUCACCUACCCCGCCGCUGUCUCCAUGAUGCCCGCACCCAACUUCUGGGCCGUCACUUUCUUUGUGAUGCUCUUCUUUCUGGGAAUCGAUAGUAUGUUCGUCACAAUAGAAGCAGUGAUAACAGGAGUUUUGGACGAAUUUCCGAAAUACAGACGACGAAAAAAGUUAUUCACGUUUAUCGUGUGUUUCAUUUUGUUUUGUCUCUCCAACAUUUGCAAUACCGAAGGUGGUCUUCACAUCAUAGGUCUUUUGGACUCGCACGUGGCCAUCGCCUGCGUGCCCAUUGUGUGUGCGCUAGAAAUAUUGGCGUCGGUGUACAUCUACGGAACCACCAAUUUGAGCAGGGACAUUUACUUCAUGGCCGGGAACCGUUUGACGCAGUUUUGGCUCAUUUUAUGGAAAUAUGUCAUACCCAUGCUUUUAUCGGUGAUAACGGUGUACUCGUUACGUGAGGUGUCGAGUGCAGGCGGGUGGUGCGUCGCGCUGGCGUCCGUCAUCUGCAUCCCCGUAUACGCUGCCGAUAUGAUUUAUAGAUCGGAAGGAACGAUUAAACAGCGCAUCAUUAAAUGCAGUCAACCGAGCAAGGACUGGUGCCCCAAGGACGAGGAGAUCAAGGUCCGGUGGAAGGUGUUCCAGACUAAACAGGACUUACAGGACCCCACCCUCACCACUCUACCUCUCAAUAAUCUUAAUUAA